GUUUAAGACAUCUGUUCUCAGUAAAGAGAUUGUCUGAAGAGGACAGGACGGAACACCUCAUAUGUUAUCGUUUUAUUCUUGAUUUAAAGAGUAAACAGACAGCCUUCCAGUUUUUACAGAUGGAACAUGGUUCUUUAACUGCCAAUCAAAAUACACUGUGUGUGAACAGAGAAACUGUGCUGGCUAACACACGUGUGUACCUGGAACAAGACAGACAUAAUUUUUGUCUCCCUUUAAUGGUGAAAUUUAAUCUGGAGGAUGGGUUAGAUUACGGAGGCGUGCGUGCUGGAUUCUUCACCCUGAUUGGACAGGAGAUAAAAAAUUCCAGUGUCAUUCAAACUUUUGAGGACUCGGGACUCGUCUGGUUCUCUGCUGAUUCUGAAUUCAGUCAGGAGGAAUUCUUCUAUUUUGGUGUCAUGUGUGGCUUGGCCUUAUAUAAUCACUCUUUUAUAAACAUCGGCUUCCCGAUGGUACUGUUCAAGAAGCUGCUGGACCUCAGACCGACUCUGCGUGACCUGGAGGAGCUGUCGCCAGUGGAGGCCAGGUUUAGCAUCAUUUCUUUUUUUAAAAAAAGACAAAGUUUUUUUUGUUGA
Molecule: messenger RNA, 593 nt
Organism: Clarias gariepinus (North African catfish)
Lineage: Eukaryota; Metazoa; Chordata; Actinopteri; Siluriformes; Clariidae
Product: probable E3 ubiquitin-protein ligase HERC4
Exons: 5
Coding region: 120-593 (157 amino acids)
Biological process (GO): ubiquitin-dependent protein catabolic process; protein ubiquitination
Molecular function (GO): ubiquitin protein ligase activity
Source: RefSeq, a predicted model, not a curated record